AUGCCCCGAGUCCGCGUCCCCAAUGCUAGCUUCAUCGCCAGCGCGGACCUCCCCGUUCUUCCGUUCCUUGCACCGAGGGUCUUCGCCGAGUCACCAAUUCCAGGAAGUACCAGACCGCACAACCAAAGGGGCAAUGCUACACAGAAAGAGAAACAGGCCUCAUUUGGGCUGCAAAAAUGCUCGCGACGGAUAGAUGGUUUUGACGAGGCUGGAGAGCUCCAAUUGAAGUCUGACUUGACUCGUGGCCAGCAUCUUAGGCAAAGGAAACUUGACGCGGGGCUUCUUCAGAUGCCUACUCUUGGGCGGAGAGAAUCACAUCAUCUGACUCCAAUCAAACUUCUCUAUGUCGAAAUAUCCACUCUUACCCGACAGCAUGCACGGGCAUAUGCGACCACUACGUCUCACCCAAGUUCGCCGGCCCCAAUUAGUCCACCCAAAAGCCGACAUCGUCGAGCUCAGUCAGGCCGCACCUCUUCAGUUCUGGCUAUACACGCGCCUUUGCGAGCUGCCAAACGGGCUAGGGCAUUGGCUUUGGAAAGGGCCCGACUCUUCAAUUAUGUCUCCAGACUGCCGUCCAAUCUUUCACACCUCCAACGGAUGAAGCGUGGACCAUAUAGGUCUCUUUCUCGUCGCGUGUCCAACCUGGUCCAUUGGAAAUCGAGGUACCUAGAUUUUAGGACGGAAGCUUGUCGCUAUAGGAAAAGGUUCUCUCUCAACCUAGCCUUCGCAGCACUUGACCGUGCCCUCUACACCUCUCUGCGGCAACACACGCGAAGGAUCGUCAUAAAACACAACCCGCAAUGCGUGCGAUUGAGCCGCAAACUUUUCCCACCUGAUACCCCAAUCGGUUCGCAUAUGGUAUGGAAAAACUGGAUCGAGUUUGAUGUCAGCACAAGAAAAGCCUACGCCCAUCGGCUGCUUAUCUACCUGUUGGAUCGCGUGCCCGGUCUUGCACUGCGAUUCAUACAAGUCAUAGCCAAUGACCCACUUUUGCGAGGCCGAAAGACACAAGCCAUCGCGGAUGGUCUUGGUCAUCUCUCCAAGAUUCAUACCAGAAAGCAGUACGGUACUCGUCAAAAGUGGGGUACGGAUCCAAUGGCGCAUAAACGGGUGUUUGUUCCUGCAUUUGUGAACAUCUUUAGUAAAUCCUUGGCCAGCCAACCAGAUGUCUGUUCACAAGAUUUACUAUACAAUCUGGUCGAGCUAGCCGAAAUUGAUGAUCUCAAGAAAGCGUUUGACUGCUUAGCUCAGCAUCGAACGCGCAUUGGAUUCGACACCAUGUUGCACUACGCUAGCGCUUUCGGCGAAGCUGGCGAGGUGGAAUACGCCUUGAAAUGUCUCGAGGAGUUGAGAGUGAGGCUUAACGAUGUGGCAUGGAAAUCAGUGGUCGAACGGGAAAGAUUACGCUGGACAUGUGCUACAAUACUACGCAAAAGCAUGAGUACAAGCCACAAUUUCCACCAGACUCCUUCCAUAGUCGCGGCUUUUGUACGCUUGGGGAUCAAGAUGGACAUUCUGCUUUACAAUAUAGUCAUGCACAAUGCUAUGGAAGCUGGCGAUUACACCACGGCCUUCAAAGUGUACAACGCUUUAGAGAGCAACGGACUCGAGCCCAAUCCGCAUACCUAUUCGAUCCUUCUCCAUGGGUGUACAUUGCAAAGUACUCCAUCUAUAUUCCAGGACUUUGCCCGACACUGUGCGGAUAUAGCACAGGAGACCAAUGACCCUUGGCUGGCAACGGAUUAUCUGUACUAUCUGUACGUACGUCACCAGGCCGAUGUUGACGCUGGACACAGAUCUGCAUUACUGUGGAAUGCCUACCUGAAAUUUUUCUCAGUAGCGCCACUGGAGCCUUUCCUCGCCUCAGGAAUGAUGAAUCCGGGGCCUGCCAGGAUAGAGCAGGAUGAGGCUUCGUCGGGUUUUGUAAAGCUUCCGCCUCCUUCUGUGGCUCUGUACGUAAUGAUGCAAGCAGAAAUUCAAUCGGCGGCGGCUAUAAGCAACCAGCGAGUCCUCAACCUGUACAACAAGUUCACAUCGGUCGCCACGAAAAACAACGACCCAGCCUUUAGAAACCUGGUGCAAACCCCGAUUAUCUGGAACGCCUUCCUCCUCGCCUUCAGCCAGAAGCAACAAUUUGCAAACGCAUCUCAGGUCAUCAAAGACAUGAGCGAGAGUGCGACAAAGCCUAAUGUAUACAGUUGGAACAUCCUGAUGCAAGCUUUCUUCAAAACGGGUCAAGUGCAGGCGGCUGAGCGUGUGUUCGAGAUCAUGCGCAACAGGGGCACUGAUCCAGAUCAAUUCACUUACGGCGUCUUGAUCCGAGGAUACGCCAAGGCACAACUAGUCGAGCGCAUAGGCGAGACGAUGCAACAUCUCGAGACUGAGCAAGAGCUAAAGCCUGACUUGUUGCGGGCCUUGGCUGCAGUCGUCAACCGACGACAGCUCAUGCUAACGCUAGAAAAGGACCGAAUACACAAGGAAGUGAAAGCACAAGAGAAUGCAGCUCGAGAAGCAGAGGACAGGCAGGUUAGGUGGCAACCGCCACUAUUCGAGAUGGUAGAUGUUGGUGUAGCGGGAGCAAGUGAAGAAGAGUCAGUGGGGUCUGAUGUGACGACCAUACCGUAUGCUGAGGACGCGACCAACAACGAACAAGUUGACCCCGCAUCUGCUUUGCCGGCAUCUGCUACAUCGACAAGUGCCCAUCCCGUCUCUCGGCAGUCAUACCAGGAGUCACAAAGGUCUAGGAGCCAACCCAAUUCCAUCAAUGCAAACGAAAGAGACCCAGAAUUUCAAUACAGGAAACUCCAGGAGCGAUUGGGCCUCUUGGGUCACUCACAAACCUCGGCUUCGGACCAGGACCCGGAACCUCAGCGUCCAGAACCAUUAGGUACAAGCAUAGGCUUCAAAAGCGUGCUUGGCAAGAACAAGGCUGUAGUGGCUAGCAAGAGUAGCGUGUCGAAGGGACGUAUCAGACCCAAGAUGAAGCGGGAGAGAUUGGACCGGCCUUUCUCCGAUGGGGGCAAGGUAUGA
Molecule: messenger RNA, 3030 nt
Organism: Bipolaris oryzae ATCC 44560
Lineage: Eukaryota; Fungi; Ascomycota; Dothideomycetes; Pleosporales; Pleosporaceae
Exons: 2
Coding region: 1-3030 (1009 amino acids)
Molecular function (GO): protein binding
Source: RefSeq, a predicted model, not a curated record